AUGAGUCGAGGGUUUGUGGAAACUGAGCAGUUGAUGAGCGAUUUGGAUUUGCCCAUUCCAACUGCUCAUGUUGCUGGUGUGGUGGGCAAGAAAGCAGCCUUACCAUGUGACACGCAGCCACUAUCCGCUGAUGACGGAGCCGCUAUGGUGCUGUGGUUCAAGGAAGCUGACUGGGAACCUUUAUAUAGUUACGACAUCCGAGGGAGAACUCGAAAUCAACCCAAAUUAUGGUCCUCUCCGACCGGAUUUGGGUCUCGCGCGUACUUCCGCGCAACCGCUCUCCCGGCCAUAUUGCUUCUCGACAACGUCAGUACCGCUGAUACCGGGGUCUACCGCUGCAGAGUCGAUUUUAAGAAUUCACCGACGAGGAAUUUAAGAGUCAACUUUACUGUUAUAACUCCACCCAACCGACCAGUAAUAAUGGACGCCAAGACGAAAGACUACACGAGGUUGCUGGAGCCGUACGAUGAAGGAACUACAUUGGAGUUGGUGUGUGAAGUUCGUGGAGGAGAUCCACGACCAAGUUUGAUAUGGUAUCUAGAAAAUACAUUAAUAGAUGACUCGUACGAAUUGAGAGACGACGGUGUGACGGUCAAUAACCUCACGUUCCCCAGCAUCGGGCGGCAGCAUCUCAACGCGAGGCUCAUCUGUCAAGCGUCAAACACUAACCUGGCCCCGCCGCAGACGAAGCUCCUAAUAUUGGAUAUCAAUCUAAGACCGCUCACAGUCCAGAUUAUGAACAAGAACCGAGUGCUGUCAGCAGAUCUGAGCUACGAAGUAGAGUGCAAAACGACAGGAUCCAGACCACAAGCACAGGUCAAUUGGUGGAAAGGGUUCAAACCUUUAAGAAAGAAAGCUAAGAACUUUUCUGACGCUAAUUCAACAACGAGUAUCCUGACUUUCGUACCUGAAGCGGAAGAUCAUGGCUCUCAGCUGAUCUGCCGAGCUGAAAACUCAAAGGUUGCCAAUUCAGUGAUAGAAGAUGUUUGGCAAUUAAACGUGCACUACGUACCAAUAGCGACGCUCAAAAUGGGUUCGAAUUUGAACCCUAAUCACAUAAAGGAGGGAGAUGAUGUCUACUUUGAAUGCAACGUGCAAUCCAACCCCAAAGUGAAUAGACUUGCUUGGUAUAAAGGUGUAAAAGAGAUUCAACACAACGUGAGUUCAGGAAUCAUACUGAGCGAUCAAAGUCUUGUCCUGCAGAGCGUUAACAGAACAGCUUCAGGCGAUUACAGUUGUCUAGCCCAAAAUAACGAGGGCAGUGCUUCCAGCAACCCCGUAUCUUUACAAGUUCGAUAUGCACCUUCAUGUAAUUUACCUGAAGAUGCGCAAGUAUUUGGUGCCCUGAAAAAGGAAUUAAUAGAACUAAUAUGUAACGUCGAUUCUAACCCUGAACCUUCAAAUUUCGAGUGGGCUAUCAAUAGAUCUGGUGACUUUAGCGAAAUACCUCCAAGCUUGUACACAGUAAAAGGACAAUCCUCAGUACUGAGUUAUACUCCAUCAGAGGACAGAGAUUUUGGUACUAUAACUUGUUUGGCAACUAACUCAGUGGGCAAGCAGGAGAUGCCUUGUGUUUACAAUCUUGUCGCUGCUGGUCGACCAACGUCGUUACAGAACUGUACUGUAAUAGAACAAAGCACAGAUGGUUUACACGUUGAUUGCAUUGAAGGCUUUGACGGCGGACUCCCGCAGGUUUUCAUUCUUGAAGUUCUAGAACUACCGUCAAAGUCUGUCCAAGCGAACUUAACUUCAAACUUCACUCCCAGCUUCGAAGUGCUAGGGCUGGACAGGGGAGUAAGUUAUGUCCUCAAUUUGUAUGCGGCGAAUGCGAAGGGAAGGAGUGAAUUGGUGACCCUAUACACAAUCGCUGUUCGAUCCCCGGAUAAAUAUACAGGUGCCAGCAACCCCUUCAACCUGUCUCCAAUGACCGCGUCACUUGUAGCGAUGUUGGCGCUUCUCAGCGCUGUAGUGUGCGCUAUAGUCAUAGCGGUGUACCGUUGUCACUUCAACAGGCGACACGUGAAACAACCUCCGUCCACGAAUGCGCUAUAUACUGAUGAUAGUGUAGAAUCAUUUGCUAAAAAAGAUCUACCAACGUAUACAGCUUCACCAAAAGUUGAUUACAGUAGCCAAUACGAACUGAAAAUGGACGCUGAAAUGGAUGAAGACCCUGAUAUAAUACCUGUCCAAUUUGAUAAGAAACCAAUAGAUGAAUAUAGCAAGCUUGGAAGUGAAGACGUUAACAAAAAAGUUUACAGUGAACCUGUUAUUGUAACAAAAAAUGGUGACGUGGACAGGGACGACAGGCUGCGCAGGAUCUACGUGGAGAAAAGGAAGAUCCUGCAGCAGGCCAUAUGCCGAGCCAAGGAGGAGGCCUGGCUGGAGUUAAUUGGGGGUCUAGAGAGAGACCCCUGGGGCCGACCGUAUAAUUGGGCGCGGAACAAGCUCCGCGCCCAGUCGGCCCCCAUCAGCGAAACGCUCCAGCCGGAGCAACUGGGAAGGAUCGUCGGGGAACUCUUUCCCGACGAACCCGAGGGUUUCAUGCCCCCCAGGAUGGCUCGGCAGACGCCGGACGAGGAGGAGAGUGUUCCGCCACCCGUCACAGUGGCUGAAAUGGAGGCAGCUCUGUCCCGCCUUCAGAGUAAGAAGAGGGCGCCGGGUCCAGACGGGGUGCACGGGAGAGUACUUGGGAUCGCUCUCGGGCACCUCGGCGAUAGCCUCCGGGAACUGUUUGACCGCUGCCUGCGGUCUGGCCAGUUCCCGGGGGCCUGGAAGGAGGGUCAGCUUUGCCUACUUCCUAAGGCAGGGCGGACCCCGGACUCGGCUUCGUCGAUGCGACCGGUGGUGUUGCUGAACGAAGCUGGGAAACUAUUGGAGAGAAUAGUGGCUUCCCGGCUCGUUCAGCACCUGGAGGAGGGCUCGGGACCCGGACUCUCAGAAUCCCAAUUCGGGUUUCGAGCGCUCCGGUCGACCAUCGACGCCCUCAAACGCCUACGGGCGGUGACGGGUGAAGCGGAACACAAGAGGGAGGUGGUGCUCGCGGUGUCGUUGGACAUCGCGAACGCCUUCAACAGCCUCCCGCAUGCAGUGAUUCGGGAGGCACUGAAAUUUUUCGGAGUACCCCCGUAUCUAGGGAGGCUGCUGGAGGGGUACCUCUCCGAUCGCAAAACGGACGAAGUAACCGGUGACUUAUGA
This is a messenger RNA of Melitaea cinxia (Glanville fritillary), 3195 nucleotides long. RefSeq names its product protein turtle-like. The transcript has 18 exons. Gene Ontology annotation, molecular function: protein binding. The record is from RefSeq and is a predicted model, not a curated record. The coding region runs from base 1 to 3195 and encodes 1064 amino acids. NCBI's taxonomy places the organism in Eukaryota, Metazoa, Arthropoda, Insecta, Lepidoptera, Nymphalidae.